Molecule: messenger RNA, 3270 nt
Organism: Cyprinodon variegatus (sheepshead minnow)
Lineage: Eukaryota; Metazoa; Chordata; Actinopteri; Cyprinodontiformes; Cyprinodontidae
Gene: gabrb2a
Product: gamma-aminobutyric acid (GABA) A receptor, beta 2
Exons: 10
Coding region: 70-1650 (526 amino acids)
Biological process (GO): chemical synaptic transmission; signal transduction; nervous system process
Cellular component (GO): GABA-A receptor complex; neuron projection; synapse
Molecular function (GO): extracellular ligand-gated monoatomic ion channel activity; neurotransmitter receptor activity; GABA-A receptor activity
Source: RefSeq, a predicted model, not a curated record
ACCGUCUGGAGUAAGUUGGAUGUGCGCUCUCCUCACUCGCAUCCAGAAGCCAUCGGGAAAACUGUUGCGAUGGGGAGGAUCAGGGAAAACCACUUUGGGAUUUUGACUUUUUCCCUCCUGGUGACCUUCAUCUGGGCGCAAAGCGUCAAGGAUCUAAAAGAUCCGAGUAAUAUGCCUUUGGUGAAGGAAACAGUGGACAGGCUGAUGAAAGGAUACGACAUUCGGUUGAGGCCGGAUUUUGGAGGUGCUCCGGUGGCGGUGGGGAUGAACAUUGACAUUGCAAGCAUAGAUAUGGUCUCAGAAGUAAAUAUGGACUACACCUUGACCAUGUACUUUCAACAAGCAUGGCGGGACAAGCGACUCUCGUACUCAGAGAUCGCCUACAACCUGACGCUGGACAACCGGGUGGCCGACCAGCUGUGGGUCCCUGACACCUACUUCCUUAAUGACAAGAAGUCUUUCGUACAUGGCGUCACGGUUAAGAACAGGAUGAUCCGUCUCCACCCUGAUGGGACCGUGCUUUAUGGACUCCGCAUCACCACAACUGCUGCCUGCAUGAUGGACCUGCGCCGGUACCCUCUGGAUGAGCAAAACUGCACUCUGGAGAUAGAAAGCUAUGGAUACACGACUGAUGACAUUGAGUUUUACUGGAGAGGAGGGGACAAUGCCGUGUCUGGGGUUGACAGGAUAGAGCUGCCACAGUUCUCCAUUGUUGACUACAAACUCAUCUCCAAGAACGUUGUCUUUUCUACAGGUUCCUACCCCCGCCUGUCUCUCAGCUUUAAACUGAAGAGGAACAUCGGUUACUUCAUCCUGCAGACAUACAUGCCUUCCAUCCUGAUUACCAUCCUCUCCUGGGUCUCCUUCUGGAUCAACUAUGAUGCAUCUGCUGCCAGAGUGGCCCUGGGGAUCACCACGGUGCUGACCAUGACCACCAUCAACACUCACUUGCGAGAGACGCUCCCCAAGAUCCCCUACGUGAAGGCUAUCGACAUGUAUCUGAUGGGCUGCUUUGUGUUCGUCUUCCUGGCUUUGCUGGAGUACGCUUUCGUCAACUACAUCUUCUUUGGCCAGGGCCCCCAGCGACAGAAGAAGGCGGCUGAGAAAGCAGCCACGGCCAACAACGAGAAGCUGAGACCCGACCCCAACAAGUGGCUGGUGGGAAAUGUAGUUCAAAGAGAUGAUGCUCUGUAUGCCAGAAUGAAACAGAGGGAAAUUGACGCAUAUGACUCGAUGUGGGAUCCCAUCUUUGUGGACGAUGCCGCAUUAGGACUAGGCGAUCAAAGAAAUAAGAUGACCCCCGACGACAACAUCCUGUUCAGUGCCAUGGAGAUGAAGAAUGAGAUGGGUGGCGCCGGGGAUCUGUCCCGGGGCCUGGGAGCCCCAACGGAUCCCCGCAACACUAUGCUGGCCUAUGACAGCUCCACACUGCAGUACCGCAGGGCGGCCAUGGCCCGGCAGAACUAUGGCCACAGUGCCUUGGAGCGCCACGCCCAAAAGAAGUCCCGCCUACGAAGACGGGCCUCACAGCUCAAGGUGAACAUCCCAGACCUGUCCGACGUGAACUCUAUCGAUAAGUGGUCCAGGAUGAUCUUCCCCACCGUCUUCUCCUUCUUUAACGUGGUCUAUUGGCUCUACUAUGUCCAUUAAACCCGGGGGGGACGAGUCUGGAAACCGGCUUUCUGCCAGACGACAAUGAAGAAUUGGCGUGGAGGAAUCAAGAAAGAUAAAUGAUGAGUGAGAGCGAGAGAGAAUGUGAGAUGAAAACAGUGUGCUGACUUUUUAAAAGCUGGUUUGUUUCCGACGACGUGAGGAGAACACAAAGACCUUUUUUCGCAGCAGCACCCACUUCAGUCAGCAGUGACUCUUUUAGGAUUUGGGAAACACCUUCAAGUGACUGACGAGCACUCGAAUAAAAAGAAGAGUGAAUAACAAAAAAUAAAAAAAAUAAGAAAGACAGAUACGGUGCCUGUUCCAGAAUUUCAAUAUAUCACUAAUAUUUGUCAUUCGUAGCUUACUAUCUCUCUGUGGAUCAAAAUAUUUAUGCUUGUGUUUGCAUAUACUUUAAGGAUUUCUUUUGUUUAGUAUCUAUUUACUUGGUAGCCGAGCUGUCUGCAUCCAGGAAAAGCUUUAUAAAUGAUUUAAGAGGAGGUCAUCCUUGAUAGUCUAUUUUCCUAUAUUUACUGUAUAUCAGAAACAUCCUUUUAAAAAAAAGCAUGCUUAUGUUUGGUUUCAUUUCCAUCUCAACCGUGAUGAGGAAUGAGAGUAUUUUAGUUGUACUAGUGGAGGCUGUCUUAACAUUUGAGGGUGUCUGGAUUGCAGUAGGCAGACAGCAGGGGGCAGUCUUACCUCUGGAGCUUUAACGAUCAAAGAAAGAGAAGAUCUGUUUUUGAUUUGGGUUAUUUUGCUUUUCGCCGCGCUUCCAGAUUCCCUCCAUUCAUCGGUGAGGUUUGAUUUUUUUUCUUUUAAAACAUUUAACUGAAUUUUUUUUUUUCUUCCGUUGUGCAGAGUAUAGCUUUGAUUUAACACAAGCUGGCAUAGACAAGUUUCCCCAUUGGCCGAGCUUCAUCGCUGCAUAAAUAUCGCAAUCCACAAUCAUCGUAACCAGUAGGAACUGGAUGAUAGGAGUAGGAUGCAUUUCAUCGUGAUUAGGUUUCUGUUUCCAGAAAAGGAGAAUAAUUAUUUAAUUAAAAAAAAUACUGUAGAUAACAUAUUUAAUGAAAAAGAGAUGAUUCAUUUUUAUAAAUCAAUACUGACUUUAUUGUGUAAAUACUAUGAAUUUAUUCUAUUUAAAUGGGUCUUUGUUGUUGUUUUCUGCAGUUGAAUUACAGCUCAACUGUUUCAUUUAGUCAAGAAGAAGAAGAAAGGAAAAAAAUAAAAUCUCAGCGUAAGAAGAAUUAAAACACCAUUCACAACUUUGCUGACUAUACUUUUGGGACUUUUACCUCUUUCUCUCUCUCUGUCUCUUCUUUUCUUUUCUUUUUAAUGGACUCUGAAAGCAUCUACUUGCUGAAACUAAAGCACUUCCAGACACCACUGACUUUUGGGUCAAUGUCUCACUCUCCUGAAACGACAUAACCGAGACCCCCCUCCCCUUACUAUCCAGGCAUUGAAGUCAGGCAUAUUUUGUACAAAGUUUCUGUAAAUUCUAAUUGUAAUAUUUCAUAAUGACUGUAAAUAUAUUGUGUAAUAACUGUCAGCAAUUAUGAAGAUGUAUCUAAAUUCAAUUAAAACUCAGUUCAGUCUAUCACUUCAACAAGAGGAGCACUG